Molecule: messenger RNA, 1026 nt
Organism: Thlaspi arvense
Lineage: Eukaryota; Viridiplantae; Streptophyta; Magnoliopsida; Brassicales; Brassicaceae
Source: the annotation of a GenBank genome assembly
AUAAUGUAAUAUUAUAUUGAUGAACAGAAAACUAUAUUUAAUUCUAUUCAAUUGCAAACUUUAAGAGAGAAUAAUAGAGGAGGACUCAUUUCUCUCCUCUGACUCUUCCUUAUAAAUAACGCAUAUGAGCCAUUAAAGAGUUUCACAAAUAUUUUCUACGCAAAAAGAAAAAAGAAAAUGAAUAUGGGAAACGAAGAGAAACCCAAAAAGAAAAGAAGUCUCAUGAACUUCUACAGAUUCUCCACCACCACUUCGAAGCAGUCACUUAUAAACCCUAAAUCCAAACCCAACAAAAUCUCAAUCCCAUCAUCAAUAUCCCAAGAAGAAGUGUCAAAACCAAUCGUCGUCGUCCAACCGAAUAAAACACAAAACCAUCUAAUGAGAGACACCUUCGAGUUAGAGACUAGUAGUGGUAAUGAAAGAAAGGAAGGCGGUGGUGGUGCGGCGGAGGAGGGGAGGAAAUCGGUGUCGCACGUGGAGAGGGAUACGGCGGCGAGGAUAGCGGCAGCGGCGGAGAUGUUAACGGUGAGGAUAUUAGCAGCGGACAUGCCGGGAUUUAUGCAGGCACAUGCGUUUAGGUGUGCGAGAACGACUUUAGAUAGUUUGGAGAAGUUUAGUUCGAAGCACAUGGCUUUCAAUCUCAAGAAGGAAUUUGACAAAGGGUAUGGACCAGCAUGGCAUUGCAUUGUAGGGUCAAGUUUCGGGUCGUUCGUGACACAUUCCACAGGUUGUUUUCUUUACUUCUCUAUGGACAAACUCUACAUUCUCCUUUUCAGAACCAAAGUUCGACCUGCCUCUCCUCAAUGAUGUUCUUCUUCUCCUUCCUUUUUAUUAUAUAAAUUGUCUUUUCUUCACUUUGUUUUAGGCUGUAACUUAUACCAAUCGUAAUCAAAAAGGCUUACUGUAAAUUCACUAGUCCUACGUUUUUUCCAUAUGUUAUUAUUCUAAGUUGGAACAAAGAUUCUUCUCGAGAUUGUUUGGGAUUAUGAGUUAAUUUGUAUGAACGCGUGGCCAGCAAAAAGUUCA